Ectocarpus siliculosus is the source of this 628-nucleotide messenger RNA. The record is from the annotation of a GenBank genome assembly. NCBI's taxonomy places the organism in Eukaryota, Phaeophyceae, Ectocarpales, Ectocarpaceae.
CUAUCUCUUAGCUCUCUCUGCCCCCCCUCUCUCUCUGUCGACGUCGUGAUGAACACAUUGUGGGCGGUCAUCGCAGUCACAUGUUUCUUGUCAACGGCAAGGACCAGCUCAUGUUUUACGCAUGGUGCACGAUUGCGGCCACCACGGCCGCCCGGAUCAUGUUCUUCGCCGCCGCCAGCAACGGCACCUUUUGAGAGUCGAGCAGGAGCAACAGCACCUGCAGCAGCGGCAGGAGUGGGAGGAGCAGAAGAGGGUGAUAUAUUGCUGACCUUUAAGCCAUCCGAAGUCGAGGUGACGUGUAAACCAGGCGAGGUGGCGCUUGACGUUGCUUCAAGGUGCUCGGGCAUGCCUGAAGACAGCAAAGCCCCGUUCUGCCGGGAUGGGGGGUGCUACAACUGCGAGGUUGAGGUCGUCGAAGCCGCCGAACUGGGUAUCGUGGACAACUUGGUUAGGGCGUGCCAGUUCAAGAUACCCGCGGAGGCGAAGCAGCUCACUCUCAUUCAGAUGACCAGCGAAGAAGCGUUCGAGGACAUGCUCUGAAGAAGUCCAAUAGCGCGUCAUGCCGUGCGUGCUCUUGUUGGAGCGCACACAGCGCCAUAGGCGCCAGCCCCCCCCCAACCCCCCUCUU